This is a messenger RNA of Anolis carolinensis (green anole), 17465 nucleotides long. RefSeq names its product gamma-aminobutyric acid type A receptor subunit beta1 (gene gabrb1). The transcript has 9 exons. NCBI's taxonomy places the organism in Eukaryota, Metazoa, Chordata, Lepidosauria, Squamata, Anolidae. Bases 744 to 2162 code for a protein of 472 amino acids. Gene Ontology annotation, biological process: regulation of membrane potential; chemical synaptic transmission; chloride transmembrane transport. Gene Ontology annotation, cellular component: GABA-A receptor complex; synapse; plasma membrane. The record is from RefSeq and is a predicted model, not a curated record. Gene Ontology annotation, molecular function: GABA-A receptor activity; extracellular ligand-gated monoatomic ion channel activity; chloride channel activity.
UGUUUGGAAUCAGAGGAGGGGGAGAGGAUGAAGAUAAGGAGGAGGAGGAUGAAGAGGAAGAGGAGGAGGAGAAGGAAGAGCAGGAAGAAGAAAACGAUGAAGAGGAGGAGAGGAUGAAGAGGAGGAGGAUGAAGAAAAGAAACAGGAGAAGAAGAAGAGGAUGAAAAAGUGGAGGAGGAGAAGAGGAGGAGAAGGAAGAAAAAGUAGAUAAAAGAGAGGAAGAGGAGGAGGAAGAAGAGGAGGAAGAAGAGGAGGAGGAGGAGGAGGAGGAGGGAGGGUGAAAAAGAGGAGGAGGAAGAAGAAAAAGAGAAGGAGAAGGAAGUGGAAUCAGGCUAAACCUCCCUUUGCUCCCCUUCACUACCCAAAAGCAAUAUGCCAUCUCCCCCCCCCCCCCCCCCAAUUGAUAGAAGCGCCUCCGACCAUGGCUCCAACCACACACACACACACACACACCCACCCACCCCGGAUCGAGACCAAGGUCGGGACCUUCCCCGUCGGGUCUCCUGCCCUCCCAGAGCCGCUGGCCAGAGCGGCUGCCAGUGCCUGCCGAGCGGCUGGGCCAUCUCCGCGCAUGCGCCGCGCGCUCUCCUCGGCAUCAGAGCCCUCCUCGCCGCCUGUGGAUGGAAAGUUGCAUUCCUUGAACCUUCGCGGGAGGGGGCGGGGAGGGGGAAGGCGAGGAGGGGGAGGAGGGGAGGAGGGGGAGAGAGGAGGCAGCGGCGCUCUCGGCUCGCGGAGGAGAAGGAAUGUGGGCAGUUGGGCGCCGGGAGUGCGUGGGGAUCGUGGUCUUCGCCGUGCUGCUGGUCUGCCGGGCCAAGAGCAUGAACGAGCCCAGCAACAUGUCCUACGUGAAAGAGACCGUGGACCGGCUGCUCAAGGGCUACGACAUCCGCCUCAGGCCGGAUUUUGGAGGCUCUCCCGUGGACGUGGGCAUGAGGAUCGAAAUCGCCAGCAUAGACAUGGUGUCCGAAGUCAACAUGGAUUACACACUCACUAUGUAUUUCCAACAGUCUUGGAGGGAUAAAAGACUGUCAUACUCUGGGAUACCUUUGAAUCUGACUUUAGAUAACAGAGUGGCUGACAAUCUCUGGGUACCAGAUACAUAUUUCCUGAAUGACAAGAAAUCUUUUGUUCAUGGAGUUACUGUGAAAAACCGAAUGAUUCGGCUACAUCCAGAUGGAACAGUUCUUUAUGGUUUGCGGAUCACAACCACAGCUGCCUGUAUGAUGGAUUUACGUAGGUACCCUCUGGAUGAACAGAACUGCACGCUGGAAAUUGAAAGCUAUGGCUACACAACAGAUGAUAUUGAGUUCUAUUGGAAUGGGGGUGAAUCUGCUGUGAGUGGAGUUAGUAAGAUUGAGCUCCCUCAGUUCUCAAUUAUGGAUUACAGAAUGAUCUCAAAAAGAGUUGAGUUUGCAACAGGUGCAUAUCCUCGGCUAUCACUGAGUUUUCGGCUUAAGAGAAAUAUCGGCUAUUUCAUUUUGCAAACCUACAUGCCUUCUACUCUGAUUACAAUUCUAUCCUGGGUAUCUUUCUGGAUCAACUAUGAUGCAUCUGCUGCACGAGUUGCACUAGGAAUCACCACUGUGUUGACGAUGACUACUAUCAGCACUCACCUCAGGGAGACGCUGCCAAAGAUCCCCUAUGUGAAGGCAAUUGACAUCUACCUAAUGGGAUGCUUUGUGUUUGUGUUCCUUGCCUUGCUGGAGUAUGCUUUCGUAAACUACACAUUCUUUGGUAAAGGUCCUCAGCAUCAGAAGAAAGCUGCUGAAAAGGCCACCACAGAGAAGAAGAAACUGGAAAUGAAUAAAGUUCAGAUUGAUGCCUGUGGGAAUAUUCUUCUUACAACCCUGGAAAUGAGAAAUGAAGUCAGCGGGUCCAAUGUGCUUGGAAGUCUGAAUGACCCAAGAGGAACCAUGUAUUCCUACGACAGUGCCAGCAUCCAUUAUAGAAGGCCGCCUCCUACAAGAGACCUCUACAGCAGAAGCCCUUUGGACAGGCACACAGUCCAUCAAAAGGGACGCUUACGAAGAAGAGCAUCACAACUCAAAGUCAAAAUCCCAGAUUUGACUGAUGUCAAUUCCAUAGACAAGUGGUCCAGAAUGGUCUUUCCUAUCACAUUUAUUCUUUUCAAUGUUGUCUAUUGGCUUUAUUAUGUGCACUGAAUUACGCUGUGAUCCCUCCACCCAAUCAACCCAAACACCUUUUCUCCUUUUUUUUUUGCCAACCUUAAGGACUACAGUAGCCACAAUGCUACAGUACAAUAUUCAGCCAUGUGUUGGGUUAGGGUGUCCUUUUUACCACAUCCAAAAAUUACUUCAUGUUUACUUCAAAAAAGACAAUAUCUAUUCUUUUUGAUCUGCUUUCAGAAAGCGACGACAUUGAAGACGUAAGUGCCAUUCUUCUGUCUCAUUUUAAGAUUAUUUCUGGUGAUCUUUCCUUUCGUUUUUCCUAGCAUUUAAAAUGAGAACCGUUUUCUCUUUUAUCAUGAAGUAGAUUGGUAUUUCACUGCAUUUUGAAAAGUAUGAAGCUUAACAGAGUUCAGGUGAUAGUUGUGAUCCUAUGCACACUUACCCGGGAGCGAGCUCUUUACUUACUUCUGAGUAAACAUACAUAGGAUUGGGCUGGAAUUCUUUUACUAUAAAUUAUCUACCAGAACAAGAGUUGAUUUUAUAAUGUAGGCAUAUAUGGAAACCUUUGAGAUAGAGCAAAGUUAGGAUGAUUGGGUUUAAACAAUACACUUGCCAAAUAACAGGUUUAAGAACAUAUUUAGAAAUUAAAAGGGUACCGUUGGUGAUGAUUUUACAUACAUGUCUUUGAAAGAAAAAGAAAUGAUAGGAAGAAUGUACAGAAAAGUUUGACCUCUCACACAGAUGUGGGAUUGCUCUCCUCAGUGGUGCCUGGUGUGACAUGCAUAUCCAUCUCUAAAAACAAAUCAGGCUUUCAGUUUCUUCAGAAAUGUUCUGUUACUUAUAAGGAAAUAAAGUCCCAUGUAGUUUGAUAGCUAUGAUUUCUGUAAGCAGGUGAACUCUAGACUGAACAAAUUAUCCUAUAUGCUAAUGUAUAAGUCUAGAAAGUUAAGUCAAAAAAGCAAACCCCAAAAACCUGGGUUGGCUCAUCCAUGGAUCAAUGUAAGUACCUAAGUACUUACCAAUGUAAGUGCAAUGUAAGUACUCAACUCUGAUCCAAAAAUGAAGAGUCUCCAGCACUGAGCAGAGUGGUGAAAUGUAAGAGCUUAGUCUGUCCUCAGAUAACCUAGAAAAAGCACUGACCACCUCUACUCUCUCUGUCAUGACAUUUUUUCUCUCCGCUGAAUGACCCUCCACUUAUCUACGGUUCAUAAUUUUGUCCCCAAAGCCUUCUCUCAAUCUAUACAUUAGGUCAACUUAUACAUGAGUAUAUAUGAUAUGUACAUUUUUAAAAAUGGAGCCAAUGGCUGAUCUGCAAUACAAAUGGAGCUGUACCUGAGAGAAAAAGUAGAGAUUUGCCAGGAAAAGGGGGGGGGGGGGGGGUUCUGAAUUUGAUCUUCUUUGUUUCAUCAAAGCUUAGCAUAUACCUCAGUUACUUUAACUAGAGCCUAGACAAUAGUAACUGGAAAAGUUACUAUUAGGCUAUAACUUGUAGAAUGCCUCUCCCCAGCCAGGAUGGUGUGUCCAUGUUAGAUGGAGGUUCCUAGGGAUUGUAGCCAAAAAAACUAAUAUUUUCAAACUCUGGCACUAUUGUACAGCUACCUUCUUUAGGAAGACAGAAAGGCAUUUAAAUUUUUUUCAGGUGGUAAAGCGUACUUGACACACAAUUGGCCCAGGCAUGCUUCUUUUUUAUCUCCAGAAAUGGCAGCCAUAGAAGAGUUGUUAGAACAGUGGUUCCCAACCUUUGGUCCUCCAGGUGUUUUGGACUUCAGCUCCCACACAAUUUUUAACAGCUGUUAAGCUGGCUGGGAUUUCAUUGGAGUUAAAGUCCAAAACACCUAGAGGACCAAAGAUCCUCUUUAUUUAUUUUUUUGUGUCAAAAGCAUUGCAUAAUAAAUAAGUUUAAAAGUGAUAAAAUAAAGGAAUCACAAACAGCUAAAUAGUUUUGGACCAAAAGCGGGCAACAGCAAUCGCAUUGUCCGUAGCUUUAAACAACUCCUCCUCCGUGCAUGAGGCAAGGCAUUGUGGGCAAGCAUACAUAUAAGGAAUUGUUUGUUUAGCUCCACAGUCACACAAGGUGGAAGAUUCCUCCAGGUAGUGCCAUCUUGCCAGGCUGUCUUUUGAUCUGCCCACUCUGCUUCUCAGUCUAUUUAGGGACUUCCAAGUUGCCCAUUCUUGGUUUGCCCCUGGAGGAGGACCCUCAUGAGGGGCCAUCCAGUUGGAAUUGCCUGGUUUAGCUGCCCAGAGGGACACCCUUGCUGUUGCUGGGGGGACAUCAAGAGGAGUGGUGGUUCUCAUGAAGCCCUUUCUUGAUUUUAGUCUAAACCACUGUGUUAGAAUAUGGCAGGAUAUGAUACUAAACAGUUCCAAUUUGAUCUCAAUUGGUUCCUUCUUCCCUUAGCUGCUAUUUCCCCUUAGGGUGGAGGAAAACAUUUUUCUUAAUAGAAUCUUCCAUACUUACAGAAAUAGUAGGCAUUGGGGGUAGGGGAGAAAAAUUAUUUUAGGACCAAACUGGGGGCCAUAGUCAAAGGGCCCUUCUAUACUGACUAUAUACAGUACUUCGCAGCUGACUCAAGACCACAAAAUAAUAGCUGCCACUGCACAUUGCAACACACAUAUAAGGGUGUACCACACAUUUUUAAAAGUCUCAGGAAGGUCCGGGUUCAGUCAAAAAAUGUGCUGCAGUAAAUGCCAAUGUAGCAAAAUCCAGAGAGAAAUCGGCUCCUCAAAAUGUAGAGUACAUUGUAGAUCACCAUUGCUGCUGAAGCGCAAUAAGGAAUCCCAAGCAUGGCUGGGCAACUGGGCAACAAGGAGCUAGUUGACCCCCUGGAAGGGAUAAAUGAUUACCUCCACUUCUACUUGUCACUUUUCCUCUUUUUCACCCGGCAUGCUUCUGGUUCACUUAUGCUCCUCUCUCUUGGAAAUUGGGGGUGGGCAGUUUGAAGCCAGGUUCAGUGGUUCAUGUAAUCACCUUCCUAGCCUCAAACUGUUUCCAAGCAUGGCAGUCUGAUCACCUUACAGCGAAACUGGUUCCAAACUGGAUUAAAGUGUCAAUGCAGAAGCGCCCAGACUUUUCCCUCACUUAUAGGCUGUUUUUAAUAAGAAGAAAAAGAAAACAUAGAAGAGCAAAUCCUUUGGCAUCAUAUCUAAUUUGACCCAAGUAUACCCAUACACAGAGAUUAAAUCUGAGAUAAAUGGAAUACCUCUGGUAUUAUAAUUUCUGUAACAGUGUUCAUAAGCAAGGCUUGGAGCAGUCCAGGAUACAUAUGAUACUUGUACACUGGUAUUGAUUCCCCCCCACACACACACACACACACACACACAGAGUUUGGGAUUUAUACUGCAACCUCUUCAUUUACAGACUAUAUCCACAGUUUCACUUACCCAUGCUCCAAAAAAAAUAUUUCCUCUGGAAGUGAUCAUGGGCCUCUCUUGGGCCUCCAGUGCUAGGUCCGUCUGUGAUUUCUUUCUGGCCCAAGUAUAAUAAAAAUAUACAGUUUGCUACUAUCCAUGGUUUCAGGUAUUCACAGUCUUGGAAUUUAUCUUCCAUGAAUGUGGGGGGCCAUACUGUACUUCCACUGCAGCUGCAUAGAGUAGAAACUUCAGCAUUCCCAGAAUUUCAAAAGAUAGAGUAUCUCCUCAUCCUCUUUUUGAUUAGGAGACGGACAUGCGCCCAGAGGUCAAAAAGUGUGGUCUACCACAUUUUCAUUUAUUACUUUUUUAAAACUGCAAUGAUAAGAACAAUAAUAAUUAAUCUCUGAUGUUGUGUCAAUUAGAGAGGUAUUAUUUGAUCCAUGGUUAUGGCAUUUGAAGCAAAAUGCUUGACCAAUAGCAUAAAAUUAUACCAAUGUGGCAUCCUCCAUGUUAAAUCUUACAUAAACAUUUAUUGUUGUAUAUAAUUAGAGUUUUUAAAGCAAGGAAUACUGAGAGAUGGUUUGCCAGUUCCUUCUGAAAUUUAGUCUUCAGCACCUGGAGUUCAUUGGCAGUCUCCAUCCAAGUACUAAACAAGAUUGACCCUGCUUAGCCUCCAAGUCCAAACAGGAUCUUUAGCCAGGUUCUGCUGUCUGUACUUCUAUCAAACUGCUAGGUUUGGGGGUUUUCUUCUCAGAAAAGUGAUCUAAAGACACCUGAUGUGAUCCUUUUCCAGAUAGUAAAAAGGUACAAUUCAGAUGAGUAUUUUUGUGAAACCAUUUAUAUCUUGUGCUGAGCUACUGGAAAAGGACAGAAUAGAAAUAAAUACUUUUGCAAAUGGAGAGUUUAUAUAAUAAAUGGGCAAAGAUCUCCAUUUUCAUAAUACAGUGUUCCCUCACUACUUUGCAGUGCACUUUUCACGGAUUCGCUGUUUUGCGGUUUUUCAAUAAACUUUAAAAGACUAUUAUAAAUAAUAAAAAAUUACAAUUUACAGCCUAAGGAAGGGAGGAAGGAGAAGCUGAAGGGAGAGAAAAGGAGCCCAAGUGGCAAAGGGAAGAGAAGGAGGCAAUUUAUCAACACACGAUUGGUUGAUAAAAACCAAUACUGUUUAUAAAAUAUAAACAGUAUAUAUACAUUAUAAAAUACUGUAUAACUACUAAAAUAAUGUAUAAAUAUUAAAAUAAACAUAGUGUCUCUACUUUGCGGAUUUUCACUUAUUGUGGGUGGUCCUGGAACGUAACCCCCACGAUAAGUGAGGGAACACUGUAUAUCCUAAGGUCAGCUAAUCAUAAACUCUUUCCCAUAACCAAUAAAAACAGGAUCUAUUUACACAUUAGCCAAAGUAAUCAUCAUCUGCACUAGGAGAAGGUGAUAGCAACUUUAUACAUUUGCAUCAGAAUCAUUGUGUAUAUAUAUACAAACAUCAAAUCACAAUAGAAUGUUCAAAUCAUUUUAAAGUGGAACUGAACAGAUAUUUUACACACACAUGCACAAUGGUAAAAGUGUAUGUGAUGAGUCAGACCUAACUAAUGUGUAAUCAGGUAUGACGGUCCAUCAGAUAUGAAAAACUAUCUGUUCACAGAAUGCAGGACUCAGUCCACCCUUUUAAUGAGUGAUUAGAUCACACCCGUUUCACGUUGUCUCAGAAUAUUUUCUAUUAUACUGAAAGUUAGCAUUUAUCAGAUUCAAUCACUGAAAACUAGUACUAAACCAAUAUGGUAAGCUUGUUCUCCCUUCCUUAGUAGAAUCUUAAACAUUUUCAUAGUUUACAAGAGUACAGCAUCUAAACAACUGGCAUUUAAACAAAUGGCAGGAUUAAAAUUAAAUGUACACACAUACAUUUCCAAGCCUUAAUUUCAUAAAUUCAUACAAUUACAUGUUACGAUCCGUUAUGAAUGCAAACUAUUCCUUCAAAAGUGACAUGGAGGGCCCUUCCACACUGCCAUAUAACACAGAAUAUCAGGGCAGAAAAUUAUCUGCUUUGAACUGGGUUAUCUGAGCCCACACUGCCAAAUAUCCCACUUCAAAGCAGAUAAUAUGGAAUUUUAUUAAGGGGCCUUAGAAGGGACCUUAGAAAGCUCAGUUUGCUAGAUGUCAAGAAGUUACCCAAAAAGAAAAUUAUUACAGAAAUGAAAUUAGGAACAAGUGUUAGCCUUUACAGGAAAACAUACAAAUGUUAAAAUGCAAUAAAAGGAUAAACAAUUAAUUGUAGAAUAAGCAGAAAAAUAAUACUUCAGGUUUUGCCUCCCUCUCAAAUUUGAAUUAUUUUUUUCCAAGUCACAUAAUUCAAGCUGGGUGGCAUGAUGCCCAACUUUAAAAAUAUUCAUUCAUUUGAAUGUAACCACUAUUGAUUUAUGUGAUAAGGAGGAAAUCAUUGUUCAAGUGAGGAGUCACGGUGGUGCAGUGGGUUAAACCCUUUUGCUAGCUGGACUGCUGACCUGAAUGUUGGGAUGCUGACCUGAAGGUUGCCGGUUCAAAUCUGCGAGAUGGGAUGAGCUCCCAUCUGUCAGCUCUAGCUUGCAGGUAUAUGAGAGAAGCCUCCCAGCAGGAUGGUAAAACAUCCGGGUGUCCCCUGAGCAACGUCUCUGUAGAUGGCCAGUUCUUUCACACCAGAAACGACUUACAGUAUGUUCUCAAGUCACUUCUGACACAAUAAAAAAUUGUACAAGCAACAUUGUAUAACAUUAACUAGAAUUAAGUUCCAUUAAAAUAGCAGAAAUUGUAGUCUUACAUAAGUGCAUGUACACUUAUCCAGGAGUAACUACAGCACACUGAACGUGUGUUGUAUCACAAAUUGUACUGAAGAGAAAUUAUAUUUACAAGGUCCAUUAGAAAGGAAAUUAGACCUCUGUUGCCAGCUAAAUACAAUUAAGAAGGCCAUAUCCCUCUGAAACAAAAUGUAAGAUUCAGAACUUAUAUAUAUCCUGCCCCGUGUGUCAAGGUACCCAAAUCGUAUAGAAAGCACAUGAAUGUUACUAGAAGCCAUGCAACUCUUACCUUCAUUAUGGUACCUCCAUGUACCAUAAUAUUUUUCAUAGGUGACUCUUGCCCAGUUAUAUUUACUGCCAUUCCAUUCUCAAUAGCAUCUUGGAAUUGUUAUCUUGACUAUGUUCCACGUGCUUGGCAUCACAUAUAAAUCCAGUCACACUGGUACUGUGUUGGUAACAUUUAUAUGCCAGGGUUCUACAACUCAAAAGUAUGUCCUGGAUGGCAGGCUGAGGCUAAUACUAUAAAGAAACAUAGGCAAAGAAUGGCUGGCUGUGGUUACAUCAGUGGUGUGGUGAAUCCACUCUGGAUUUUGUUCCAAACUUUAUAGGGGCUUUUAAAGAAUCUGAUAGUACAUGGGAACGUACGUGGUACAUUUUGUUCAUUUGAAGUGGAAUUGCAUUAGAACUAAUUAGUAGCUACUACAAGUCACUAGAUUUCUUUAUAUAAUUAAAGCUACACAUUCUUGGAAAUCAAUCCCAAUAGGACUUACUUCGGAACAAAAAUGCAUAGGACUGGAUUGAAAGUGCCUUACAAUAACAAGAAAUAAUAUAUAAUGUUUCACCCCUUUAAUCUUCCAGAAGGUUUUGGUUGGGAAAUUAUGGGUUUCCAUAUUUUUAAUCUCUUCAAAUGGUAUUUUUCUAGCAAAUCAAAAGCCUCAUUUUGACCAAUACCACUAGUUGGUGAACCUUUAUUCAGGCCAAGGUCACUGGGACAAAACUGAAAUGAACUAAAAAGGAGAUACUGGAUCUAUGGAGUCUGAAAUAGGAGAUUGUAUGUGUAUGACUUGGAUGCUUUUCAUGAAGCCAAAAUUACACAGACCAACACACAUUUUGGUGCCUUGUCUCUAGAUAUAUUUGACCUGCUUUCCAAAAAUGGCACCAGUUUUCCCCUAUCAGCUCUAGUUUCUGAGAUAUAGAAUAUAUGACAUCUACCAGUCACCAUUUGCUCAGCCAUAGAAAACCACAAUAACCAUGUCUAAGAAACUAGAGUUAAUGCAGUUUAUCCAAUGAAUUUUCUGAAUCAGUGUCCCAAAUAAGUCCAGGAUCGGGCCUAAAAAUCAACACAUCCAUUAAAAAAAUCAUCACCUGAGCUGCAAAGACUCCUCAAACUAUAACCCAGCAGCCAUCAUAUAGCUCAAUUCUUCUCUAACUCCUUCCCAUAAUUCCUCAGGCCAAGUUUUGAUAUCCCAAUACAGUAUUAUCCCAGCUAAACUCUCUUUCCUCUUUGUCUGUUUAAAUGGUGUCCUAAACGUCUCGCUAGUUAAAGAAAUACCCAAAGUGCCAAGUGGGAAGCAGAGUUUUAAGCUGGUUUUUAAAGUCGUACUAAGGAUGAGCCAAAAUAAUUCAUACACAUUGUGCCUUUUAUACAUCCGCUCUUGAGUGUUAUCUAAAUCCAUGAAAACAGAGAAAAGAAUCCAUGAAAACAAUAUGUUUACUGAAGUGCCUUGCUCAUAUGAAUCUGGAUUCAGUUUUCCUUUGAAUUGGGCCCAAUCUUUUCACUGCCUUUAAUUCCAAUUUGGGGGAAGAAGAGAGGGCAGAAAUUAAAUCAGUAAAUAAAACAAUAAAAACAAGGACUGAAGACCAAAAAGCAAAAAUCCUCCCCUAAUAUUUGGAAAGUUAAAUAUUUAAUAUAAUUAUUUUGUUUAAAAGCUAAUUUACUGCCAUGGGAUAUCAAGUUGGAAAAAGUACAAGACAGGUGCUAAAAAUGGUUAAAACAUAGCUCAGAAACAAACUAAGAAAUGCCAGUAUUCUCAAAGGUAAAACAUUGUGUGUUUAAAUUUGUAUGGGCACUGAAUUCUGCAUUAAAAAUCAUAUAUUCUCUACUAAUUGUUUUUCCCAAAGCUGAUAGUCAUUAUGGGCUGAUCUCAGCCAGCUGCUGUCUCAAUGUAUAGCCUUCCGAUGAAAACCCUUUAAAUGAGUUAGAAGUAAAGAUAAGAUUAUGAAAAUGGAAAGUUACUUGGAUUUGACAUACUUCCAAAUAUAUAUAAUCUUUUGAGCAUAUUUUUUUUAUUUUAACUACUAUAUUGCCAUAAGAAACAAAAUAUCCUAAAGAAGACAGACAUCCUCUCACACAUACACACACACACACACACACAUAUACAAAUCCAACAAUGGAAAGAAACAAGAAAAGAAACAUACAAACAGAAAAAUAAGGGUAGAGGAAAUCAUUGAAAAAGAUUUUAAAAAAUACUCCCACCCUCUUCAAUGGAGAUUAAAUAUGUCGAUCUGAUGUUUUUUGUUUUGUUUUGUUUGUUUGUUUUGGGGGGGGGGGGGUUAAACUGUUUUAAGAAAAUUCUACCAAACUGCAUGAAUGAUCAAUUAAUAGACUUUGCUCAUAAAUCUUAUACACCUAUACCUGAGAUUACGUUCAACUGAAUUGAAUAUUUACAUUAAAAGGCCUUGAAUUGCACUGUAGAACUGCACUCCUCGUUCCAUCUCGCUAAAGAAGCAGGAUUUUGAUGGGUUUUUAAGACUGGUUUUCUAUCACACCAUGAGCAGGAAUUGUGUGAUCUUGCUCAACUAUUGCAACACCAUCCUUCUCCAUUGAAUAUAUUAUCUGGGACUAAGGAGAAAUGUAAUGCAACCAUUUUUGGAGUGCCGCACUUUGUCCAACAUAGAUCAAGAGAAUGAAUCUGUGUGUAGUGAAGGGAAAGUGGAGUACAGUUGUCCCUCCACAUUUGUGUUUUUGACUUUUGGAGAUUUGAGUAUUCACAGAUUAAAAUAUUCUCUGUAGAAAUCUCCAGGACCUAGAGAUUUCUAAAGAGAACAUAUCUCUAGGAAACUCUAGGUUCUUCAAUGUGAUCCUAUAGUCAGCUUCCAGUAGAAAUUGACCAUAGUGUUGCUCUUGAAGACCUAGACAUUCCUAGUAGACUUGUGUAUUUUGGCUGAACCUCAAUCUAUUUCUGCUGGCAGGAUACUGGUAGACCCUCAUAUCCAUUUUUGCACGCCUCCCAAAAACAGGUGUGCAGCCAGAUAGAGUUUUCAGACUGCAGCCGACCUACCUCCCCAGCCUCCUUUCCUAUCAUUUUAGGCAAUGGCAUUGUUUGUCCUUCUAUCUUUCAUUAAGACCUGGAUUUAAAAUCAUCAGAGUUAAGAUACCACUCUUUCUGUGAUCCUUUCCCUUUGGAGACCUGGGUUAAUGCUUCGUUAAAGCUGUUUCUACUCUGGAGGAGACAGGUGGCAGCACACACACUCUCUCCCUGCAUGUAGCUUUCCAUUAAGACAUUUUAAGGAGGCUUCCCACUUCCCACUGGGAAGGAAGAGCGAUGACCUGUAACUAUCCUCUGGGCUUCCUUUAAAAAGCCCUCUCUUUUCUCUUGAUUUGCACUGCAGGCCCUGUCUGCCUUUUCCCCCCUCACACCUUUCUGCUUCAGGUUUAAUGCUUUCUUAAAGCUGUUUCUACUUUCUACCGUAGAGGAGAGGUAACUAGGUGGUGGUGGUAGUUUUUUGAGAAUGAGGCUUUUCUUUUUGUUUGCUGGGAUUACUAUUAUUAUUAAGAAUUAUUAUCUUUUAGAAGUAUUUUCUGAAGGGAAGGAGAAAAGGUGUGACUCUCCAAACCGCCAAAUGUGUGCAUACACCCUACCCACCCGUCUCGCACGUUCCCGGCUCCCAGUCUGUCCACUAAAUAAAAAGAAUCAAGAAAAUAAAGGAAAAUCAAAAAAGAUUCAAGAAAGAGGCUAAGCCAUAAGCCAAGCCAAAAAAUACCCUGAAGCCUGGUGUGAUGCCAAUAGAGGGAAGAGGAGACGUGAUCAGCUGCCACAUGGUCCCGUUACGGACAAGAAAACAUGAAUGAUGAGCUUUUGCCAUUACAGCUAGCAGGUAGACCCGAAGAAGCCAAUUUGGCCGAAGUAAAAUGGCUAAAACGGAUCUAUCCCCAAGUCUAAUUCCUAGAGAGGCAUUCUAUCAGGUAAACAAAAAUAGCAAUUUCUUUAUUCAUGGUUUUUCUUAUUCAGUGGCCUCAUACCCCCAACCCCAGCAAAUGUGGAUGGUUGACUAUAUGUGCCUUUUUAUCAGGCAAGGUGGAAAACAUGUAGUUUUCCGGACAUUGUUGAACUAUACAUUUCAUCAGUCCUAGACAGCACAGUCAAUGGUGAUGGGUGAUCAAAAUUGUUAUUUGUUAACAUCUGGAGGGACUCCAGUGCUCCUUCUAUUAAACAAUUCUGACAGGAUCUGGCUAAGACAUGCCAUUUAUUGAAUCUUAUGUUUUCUUUUAAAAUGUGAAAUCAUGCCAGCGAAUAUAUUUUGUCAGCUCUAUUUCAGAGAGAAAUCCUUCAUCUUGUCAGAAAUCUACUUCUGGAAAGCUUUGCAAGAGUCAUUUGGAAUUCAUGUGGCAAUUUACCUCAUGUAUAAACUGAGCAGAUUGCUUAUUUUAUUUAUGUUUCUCCUUUCCACAUAAAAAGGCACUCGAUGCAGCUAACAAUAAGAUGGAUUAAACACAGAAUAUUAAAAGAAAAAAAAUUAAUCAGUUGGAGCCCCUUCUAACAGUGAAUCAGUUAACAUUUAUGAGUGUUUAGCACAUAAAUUUCACACAUUUGUUUAACCAUAUUUGAAAUGGCUCAUAUUUAAACGUUUCCUUUUCCUUAAAGGAAAAUAAACAUUAAAACAAGGGUAGAAGGAUGUAGGAAGUUAUUUUUAUUACAGUGUGGCAAAGGCAAUAGCCUUAGCCAUUAAUCUGUCCUUUGUGUUGUUUCAGCUACCUAUAGAGGCUUUGUUAAUUAAAACCUGCACAUGAAGAGAACAUAUGUUAUUGUUUGAAAUACAGUUCCCAGAAUUUUCCAGCUAAUAUAAGAUUCUGGGAACUGUGGGCCAAAAAAAAGUAAUUUCUCCUAAGCACGUUGGUGAUUUGCUAGGCCAUAAGGUCAUGUUGGCAAUCCAUUUGUGUAUCAUAUACAUAGUACAAAAAUGGCAAUUCUUUACUUGUGAAUUUCCUUUCUUGUCAGUGAGAAAGUAGUGCCCACCACCACCACCAUUAUGGGCACGUUCCGUCUCUUCUGCGGCCAGUAUGCAAGCUUCCAUCUUUUUCUUCAAGUAGCUCAACCAGCUGAGCAAUUUAAGUGCUAUAGCUUUAGAGAGGACUGUGGUAUUCAUUCUUCCUCCUUCUCUUGGGGUCCUUUCACACAACCAUAUAACCCAGGAUAUCAAGGCAGAUAAUCCACAAUAUCUAUUUUGAACUGGAUUAUCUGAGUCCACACUGCCAUAUAAUCCAGUCCAAUGUGGAUUUUAUACAGUUGUGUGGAAGGGGCCUUUGAAACUGGCCUGGAGACCAAGCCUGGAGAUGCCUUCUGAUUCUGAGGCAGGAAAUAAAUAGUCUGAGUUCUCCUCCAAGAAGAAGACUAGGGCUCUUUCCACACAGCUGAAUCAAAUCCCACAUCAUCUGCUUUGAACUGGAAUAUAUGGCAGUGUGGAGUCAAAUAACCCAGUUCAAAGCAGAUAUUGCGGGAUCGCUGAGGCCCCUUCCACAUAGCUGAUAAAAUCCUACAUUAUCUGCUUUGAAUUGGACUAUAUGACAGUGUGGACUCAGGGCCCUUCCACAGAGCCAGAAUAUAAAGGCAGAAAAUCCGACAAUAUCUGCUUUGAACUGGGUUAUGUGGAUCCACACUGCCAUAUAUUCCACUUCAAAGCACAAGAUGUGGGAUUUUAUUCAGCUGUGUGGAAGGAGUCUCAGAUAACCCAGUUCAAAGCAGAUAUUGUGGGAUUUUCUGCCUUGAUAUUCUGGGUUAUAUGGCUGUGUGGUAGGUCCAUAGAUCCUAUUAAUUGGUCCCAGAGAAUGCAGAAAAUCCCCAUAAUUACUGGAUUUCUUUCCGUCUCUUGACCAGAGAAGUAUCCUGAUUCACCUAUGGAGGCUGUAAUGAGCUUAGUAGGUCACAUGCUGUAUAGAAUUACUGUAGGUAAUAUAGCUUAUUCUGUCAGAUGCUAACAUUUCACCAAGCUUUUAGCAACUCAUGCCUAAAUACGUAGCUAUAUGUGUAAUUUCUGACUGUGUUUGCAUGAGGGUGGGGACUUGAGUAGUCUUCCAUUGCUACUUGUGGUCAACCAAUUGGUGCCUUUAGAUGCCAGCAGAUCAACCUGGUGCAACCUUAUUCUGCCACUCAAUAGCUGAAGCUGAUCUUGUACAGGUCAUCCCAAGAAUCUUGAAGAACAAUUGUAUGAAUCUUUUACGUCUAAAAUAAAUUUGCCAAUUAAUUUAAAAAUGGUUGCCAGCUGGGCCACAGCUCAGUGAUUAUAAUAUAUCAGAGCCAGAUUCAGAUUCAGCAACUUUGAAUUGCUCAGACAGCAAGCCUUUUCCUAAAUGUCUAAUAAUGAGGCCAAGAACUUGUAAUAACCAGUGUCCAUGAUUGUUAUUUACAUGAGACCUUCAUCCAAAGGCAAACAGUUCCUAUAUACCAUUCACCAACUGAUAUGUCUCUUCCUCAACAGGCUUUUACAACCAACUUUGAAUUGCACAGACCCAUUUGAGGGGGUUAUCCAAAAUGAUCACCUCAAAUGGAAACAAAUGAAGGAACUGUGUUCAUUGAAUGGGUCUAGAUUCAAGUUUAAAUCAUACUUGGACUUAACUCACUGAAAUCCGUGAUGGAGUCCCAAAUAUGAUCCAUUUUUUAAAAUUCUGAAUAAAAGUAAAAACAAAUCUCUAAUAUAAAAGAAUUCAUUGCAGAGCCUGUUUAUGAAUUAACCCUUUUCCCCUUUCCAUGGUUCAUUUCAUCUAGGAUUUUUGAGACAUAGUUUAAUGGAACUGUAAAGUAUGUGUUGCUAAUUUUAUCGUACAUCCUUAUCAAUUCAAAUAGGAAAGUUUAAUUGCAAAGAUAAAAUCAAAAACAUUUUUCAAACCAUCCUUUGAUGUGCUUCGGGAGAGUUUUUCACACCAGGAUAAUUUAGGAUGGGGGUGAGCUGCUAAAAGAACCCCCUUUCCGUGUUUGCUUUUGGAAAUGAAAGGAAAGAUUUCGAGGAAAUAAAUUCAACAGAAUGCCAAGGGAGGAAAAAUAGACUAAUUUUUUACAAUUAACUUUUCUACUUUGUACAAAGAUAUGCUGCAUUUUUCUGAUUCAAAUUCCUGACCUGUUAGUGCAAUGUGGAUUUCUGUAUAUGCUUUUUACACAUUCAAUUCUAACUUUUUAGUGUAUGUGUGUAUAUGUGUGUGUGUGUUUUAUGUACUGUUUUUGUUAGGAUGUUUCCUUUUUCUUACUGUAUAUGAUUGCAUGUUUAGGAGGGUUUCCCCACAUAGUUUAAAAGGUCUGCUUAAUAUAGCAUUAGAAUUCUUUGCUGUCAACACAAAAGUUCUUUCAGAUGUUUUUCCAAAGGUGUUUUUUCUGGAUUAGAUUGUGCAUUUUAUAUGUUUUAAAAUAUCUAUAAAGCCCACAAUACUGUGAUUAUUUUCAUAUGCUGAUUAACUGAUCUAGUAUAGGAGAAAGGCCCAAGAAGGCAUCCUCUGUAAGCCUCAUUGCUCUUGCUCCGCUUUCAUCCAAUGUAAUGGGGACACUGGUGCCUUUUCAGUUUGAGGAGAAGGUAACAUCCAGUAAAAUCUACUCUUAGCUAUAUUAAAGAGUCAGUGGCAAAACAAGAAAAAGAUGUGCUUUAUAGCAUUACUUUGCCAGUUUCUUUCAAACCUUAUAGUACAUACAUCAGGUAUUAUUACCAGGAUAAAUGGUUUUCCCCCAUCUUUGUACCUGAUGUAAGUGUAGUAAGGCUAUGCCCCCAUAUGCCGAAAAUAAAGAUUUGCCAAAAUGGUGUAUAUUUUUGGCUCAGGUGAAUAUAACUUGUCAAAAAAGAUAGAGAAAUUAUCACUGCCCUUUCUAUGUUAACUACCUUUGACCAAAGUACAUUCAUGUUUGUGUAUCUUCUUAGCAUUAAUGGAUCGUGCUUGCCAAUCAUGUUGGACUCCUCAUUUUAAUCUACUUUUUAGAGUACUCUAAAAAGCAGCCCCCUCUAAUAUUGAGAAGUCACUUAGACCCCACACAUUCGUAUUUUGGGGCAAAAAAUGCCACGGUAAUAAUUUUAUUGAUAGUUUUAACACUGCUUCUUCAGAAAAUGCUAAAAUAGUAUUUUAAUUGCUAAUGAAUUUGCCCGUGUGCACCUAUUUGUAUUAUUUGUACCACUCCCUUUCUCAGGGUACUUAGGAGCAUCCCAACUUAUUUUCUGAAUAACCCUAUGCCAAUGAGGUCAAUGCAUGGUAAUUUUUUUCAAGCCCAACGACUGAACCUCAUAUGGAAGCAGGGAUUUAACCCAGGUAUUAUUAUUGUCAGCCAACACUACCCCCUACAUCACUUUCUUUGAGGAACAAUCAUAUCCAUAGAACUAGAAUUGGAGGGGACCCCAGGGCGCCGAAUCCAGCCAUUUGCCAGCUGCAGGUAAUCCACUGCUAUAGUAUCCCAGAAAGAGGAUCACCCAACUUCCAUUAGGCAACCUCCACAGAACAGCCAAUUUUUCUCAAUAUGCUUUAACACACAAGCUGUCACCUAUUUGAUUGUUCUAUUCAUUCAUUCUUUUCUUGGUCAAUAACAAAUCCAUCCUUGUCCAAGUACGGAGAUGUGGCAGAUUAUUGCUGAUUAAAAAUGCUUCAGAGCCUUUUUGUUAUAAGCUCUAGCAUUCUUGGUCCCAUCUUUUCAUUAGUUGUUCUUUUUUCUGAUUUUUUAAAAUUUUAAUCAUUGCAUAUUUUAGAAAACAAUGCCACCCACUUGAGAAAAAAUAUAUCCUCAGAGAAAUGUGAAUAGCAACAGAAUCCAGCAGCUACCGUCCUCUUGCUUCAUCACACUUGGUAUGGAACACCUAGAUUUUUAAAUGCUGCAGUCACUGGCAGGUACAAAUUACCGUAAUAGAAAAGGACGGGAAAGUAGCAUUAUCUACCUUGUUCAUUAAGCCAUUUUUCAUAGCUUCAAGAAGUGUAUUAAAUGUAAAUUAUGUUAGCUGAUGUAUACCUAGUAAACAAAUAAAUAUUAUUUUUAAAAUA